This is a messenger RNA of Morus notabilis, 1081 nucleotides long. Its product is annotated as probable ribose-5-phosphate isomerase 3, chloroplastic. Gene Ontology annotation, biological process: pentose-phosphate shunt, non-oxidative branch. The coding region runs from base 118 to 987 and encodes 289 amino acids. The record is from RefSeq and is a predicted model, not a curated record. Lineage: Eukaryota; Viridiplantae; Streptophyta; Magnoliopsida; Rosales; Moraceae. Gene Ontology annotation, molecular function: ribose-5-phosphate isomerase activity. The transcript has 2 exons.
UCUUACCCAAACCAAGUCACCAACCAACCAAAGCAACUUCUCACCCAAAAAGGUCCGGCCUUUUUCCAUUCACAUUCACACAUUCUUUCUUCCUCCUUUCUUCACUUUUCAAUCUCCAUGGCCUCUUCAUUAUCUCUCCUCUCACCUCCUUCUCUCUCCUCCACCCACCACCACUACAAUGCCUCUUCUUCUUCCUUCACCACCCGCCUUAUCCUGCGCACCCCAAGACCCCUUAACGUACGCACCCCAACCUCCACCACCAGAGCUCAGUCAGUCCCAGCCCUGACCCAAGACGACCUGAAGAAGCUCGCCGCCGACAAGGCCGUUGAGUACGUUAAAUCCGGCAUGGUCCUGGGCCUCGGCACCGGCUCCACCGCGGCCUUCGUCGUCGCCAAGCUGGGCCAACUCCUCAGCACGGGCCAACUCUCCGACAUCGUCGGAAUCCCCACCUCUAAAAGGACGGAAGAACAGGCCCGCUCCCUCGGCAUCCCUCUCUCCGUCCUCGACGACCACCCCUGCCUCGAUCUCGCCAUCGACGGCGCCGAUGAGGUCGACCCCGACCUCAACCUCGUCAAGGGUCGCGGAGGUGCCCUCCUGAGGGAGAAGAUGGUCGAGGCGGCGUCGGACAAGUUCGUUGUCGUCGCCGACGAGACGAAGCUCGUCGAAGGCCUCGGCGGGAGCGGAUUGGCCAUGCCCGUAGAGGUCGUGCAGUUCUGUUGGAAGUAUAAUUUGGUGAGAUUGCAGGAGCUGUUCAAGGAAGAAGGCGUUGACGCGAAGCUGAGAUUGGAUUCCGAUGGGAAGCCUUACGUGACUGAUAAUUCGAAUUACAUUGUGGAUUUGUACUUCAAGACACCGAUUAAGGACGCCAUUGCGGCGGGGAAGGAGAUCUCGGCGUUGGAAGGGGUUGUGGAACAUGGAUUGUUCUUGGAUAUGGCGACUGCAGUUAUCAUUGCUGGGACUAAUGGCGUUGAUGUCCAGACCAAGUGAGAAUGAAACUAAGAGUGAAUUCUCUUGUCAAACAACUAUAUGAAUAAUUGUAGAAGAGACCAAAGAGAUAAAUUAGAAGGCUUGAGAGUAAAGA